AUGUUCAAGGAGGUGGCCCUCGUCGACGAGGUCACCGUCAUCAAGGACAAGGCCACCAAGGCCUCCCGAGGGUGCUGCUUCCUUAUAUGCCCCUCCAGGGACGAGGCCGACAAGGCGGUGAAUGCGUAUCACAACAAGCACACGCUCCCGGGGGCGGCAAGUCCUUUGCAAGUAAAAUAUGCUGAUGGAGAGUUGGAGAGGCUGGAACACAAGCUUUUCAUUGGAAUGCUUCCAAAAAAUGUAGCAGAUACUGAAUUGACUGAUUUAUUUUCCAAAUAUGGAAAUAUCAAGGAUUUACAAAUUUUGAGAGGUUCACAGCAAACAAGUAAAGCUGGAUGCGCCUUCAUUAAAUAUGAAAUGAAGGAGCAAGCAGUGGCAGCUAUUGAGGAUCUAAAUGGGAAGCACAAAGUAGAGGGUUCUAGUGUGCCACUGGUUGUCAAAUGGGCUGAUACAGAAAAGGAAAGGCAGGCCCGGAAAGCACAGAAAGCUCAACUGCAAUCACCUAAUAUGCCGAAUGGACGCCCAAUGCCACAAUCUUCAGUAUUUGGAGCUUUACAGAUGGGAUAUAUGCCUCAGUAUAAUGGAUUUAGUUAUCAGCCUCCAGGGACAUAUGGACUUAUGCAGUACCCUUUAUCUCCUAUGCAAAAUCAAGGCCCCUUUCAGAAUAUGGGUCAGCCUGUUAACCAAGGGAACUCGAUACGAGGAGUCAACCCUGAACUGUCCCCCAACUCAGGUCCUAGAUCAUUUAACCCAAUGCACUUAGGCAGCCCGUAUCCUGCAGUACCUGGUAUGCAGUACCCUGGAUCCUACCCUGGUGGUCCGAUGAACAAUCGUCCUUUUGGGAGUCCUCACAAUCCCCUUAAAGUUCCAAGUGCAAAUGUCAAUUCUAUUGCAUAUAGUCCCCGUAGCAAUGGCGGUGGCCAAACACAAACGGAAGGACCUCCUGGAGCCAAUCUAUUUAUCUACCAUAUCCCACAAGAAUUUGGUGACCAGGAACUGUCCGAUGCCUUCCAGAGGUUCGGUAGAGUAAUAAGUGCCAAGGUGUUUGUUGAUAAAGCAACGGGUUCCAGCAAAUGCUUCGGUUUUGUAAGCUAUGACAACCCUGCGUCCGCGCAGUCGGCCAUCGCCAUGAUGAACGGUUUCCAGCUAGGCGGCAAGAAACUCAAAAAGGUUGGCAUUGCAAUUAUUCAGAUGCCAGUGCUACCGGUUCAGAUUUCCAAACUUUUAAGUCAGCUGGCGGCUACGUUGGUCGUACAUGAAAACAUCACUAAGAAGCGGCCUUGGUACAUGGGAUCAAUCCCCGGACAUGCUCCGGCCUUGGACCGCAAUAGGGAGAAAGGCCACACCGUUCUCUGUGCCGAUUACUUUAAGGAUGGUGCACUCUUUAGGCUACAUCAAUUUCGUCGCCGAUUCCGAAUGAGAAGGCAUGUGUUCAAUCUUAUUCACAAGCGAGUGGUCGCGCAUGACCCAUACUUUGAGUGCAAAGAGGAUGCCCUAGGCAAGCUUGGUUUCUCUUCAUACCAAAAAUGCAUUGCGGCUAUCCGCAUGCUUGCAUAUGGAAUUCCUGGUGAUCUUGUGGAUGAGUAUGUUUGUAUUAUGUUUGCAAGGCUUGCGGAAGGGCACUUCCCAGAGGUCAACUUUGAGGUCAGUGGCCACCAUUACAACAAGGAAUAUUACCUAGCUGAUGGCAUCUUUCCUCAAUGGUCAACUCUUGUAAAUACCAUACCCAAUCCGCAAGGAGAGAAGAGAAAAAUGUUUGCCCAAAUGCAAGAGAGUGCUAGGAAGGAUGCGGAGCGUGCUUUCGGCGUCCUUCAGUCUCGAUGGGGUAUCGUUCACAACCCUACAUUGACAUGGAGCACGAAGAAGUUUUGGGAGGUGAUAACUGCUUGUGUGAUCAUGCACAACAUGAUCGUGAAGGAUGAGCGUGAUGAUAGCAUCUGCGACCAAUGGUUUGAUUUCCAGGCUGAAAAUGUUGAGCCUGAGCAUCCACCUCCUGCAAUCUUUGAACAGUUUGUCGAGUUUCAUCGGAAGUUGCGUGAUUGGCAUACUCAUGUCCAGGUCCAGCUCCAGGAUGGCUUGGUUGAGUAUGUGUGGACUCACAUUGGCAACCAGCAAACCUAUGAGUAUAAUUUCUUGUGA
Messenger RNA from Triticum turgidum subsp. durum (durum wheat), 2139 nucleotides. Lineage: Eukaryota; Viridiplantae; Streptophyta; Magnoliopsida; Poales; Poaceae. The record is from the annotation of a GenBank genome assembly.